UGUAUAAUUAUGUGUGUAAUAUUGUUUUGAUGUCUUUGUUGCAGGUGGAACGUGUUGGACGGCCAUGGCGAAAAACGGAAGAUGCUUGGAGGCAUUAAAUAACAGCACCAGAGAAGAAUGUUGCGCUAAUUUCGGUGUCGCAACUGCUUGGUCCAAGGAAGUGCUCGGCGCCGGAGCACUUUUCUUCUGGAGGGUUUUAGGAGGAGGAGUACCAUGUUCACCAUGUAAAGAUACUUGCGACGACGUGGAUUGCGGCAAAGACAAAGUAUGCGUGGUGAAGGGUGGCAGACCCAGAUGCGUCUGCUCUCCGAAGUGCGGUCGUUCCGAUCCCAACGGCAAGAGAUAUACGAAGGGUCCGGUCUGCGGCACCGACGGUCGAUCCUACAAGAACUCCUGCAGGCUGAGGAAGCGCUCAUGCAGACUUCGAAACACCAACCUAGCGAUCGCCUACCAUGGCACAUGCCAAAGUCAGUGAACAACAAAACCAAUAACGACCACAGAAAUACACCUAAUCAUUACAGAGUAACAAUUUAAGCAGCCAGAAACAAUUACCACCUUUCCAACUCCUAGAGUACCAAACUACACUACCAAAACAACUGCUAGUGUUUUAGAUAUCUUGAUUUACUUUUGUUAAUAUAUGGCGGAAAUCUAUCAACAAAUAUUUCAAC
This is a messenger RNA of Nicrophorus vespilloides, 668 nucleotides long. RefSeq names its product follistatin-like. The transcript is spliced from 2 exons. Gene Ontology annotation, molecular function: collagen binding; calcium ion binding; extracellular matrix binding. NCBI's taxonomy places the organism in Eukaryota, Metazoa, Arthropoda, Insecta, Coleoptera, Silphidae. Gene Ontology annotation, biological process: anatomical structure development. Bases 65 to 475 code for a protein of 136 amino acids. The record is from RefSeq and is a predicted model, not a curated record.